UCAGACACUCACUGGGGAGACAGCUCGGGGAGGAUUAGAGAUUGAUUAGCUCAAUCACUAAGAUCGUCGAAGUGAAAGGCUUAGUAAGUUCUCUCUUGACUUGAGGUAGCUAGAAAGAGAGAGGAGAGGAGACGGCGGGAAUAAUGGAAGGGCAGUUUGGCUGGGGGAGGGAGGAGGGAGGGUGGAGGAAGGGGCCAUGGACGGCGCAGGAGGACAAGCUGCUGGUCGAGUACGUCAGGCAGCACGGCGAGGGGAGGUGGAAUUCUGUCGCCAAGCUGACCGGUCUGAAGCGAAGCGGCAAGAGCUGCCGGCUCCGGUGGGUGAACUACCUGAGGCCCGACCUCAAGAGAGGCAAGAUCACGCCGCAGGAGGAGAGCGUCAUACUCGAGCUGCACGCCCUCUGGGGAAACAGAUGGUCGACGAUCGCGCGCAGCCUGCCGGGGCGGACGGACAACGAGAUCAAGAACUACUGGCGGACGCACUUCAAGAAGGGCAAGCCGUCCAAGAACAUCGAACGCGCGCGGGCGCGGUUCCUCAAGCAGCGCCGCGAGAUGCAGAGCCAGCUGCUCCUGCAGCAGCAGCAGGGGCAGGACCAGCAGCAGAGGCAGAGGCAGGCCGGCGACGACCACGACGACGGAGCCGUCACCAGGGAGGCGUCGUCGUCGCCGGCCGUCUCGCUGGCGGCGCAGCACGAGGAGGACCUGCAGAUGCUGCAGCAGGACAUGGACGACCUACUGUUCCAGUUCUGCUGCCCCAUGGCGUCCUCCUCCUGCCUCCUCCCCGGCGCCGCCGCCGCCGCCAGCGCGUCGGCGAGCGAGGAGGGGUCCACCGGGGACCACCCCCAGCUCGACGAAGGCGCCACAUGGGGGUGGGGCACCCUGUGGAACCUCGACGACGUGGCGGAUGACGUCGACGGCGGCGCCUGCGGCGGCUGGGACACCAGCUUAUUCCCUUUGCUGCAGGAUCAAGGGCUCGCUUUCUACUAGCAGCUAGCCUACAAUUUUUAUAGCCCAGCUACUAUAACUAGAUGUUCUUUCCCGUGCUGUACUGCUUGCUGCUGCCGGCGCCUAUACGUGGAGGGUACACGUAGUGGCUAGAGAGUGAGAGCGAGAGGUGCACUGAGAUUGUGUACAUGUGGUGUUGGUGGAUAAGGAUGCAACACCAACUAAAGCCCACUUCGAUCGAGUAGCCUGUCUCCGUGACAUGACAUGUUUAGCUCGACUUAAGACUGUGUUCGUUUACCAGGGUCUAAAGUUUAGACCCGUCACAUCAAA
Messenger RNA from Panicum hallii, 1274 nucleotides. Its product is annotated as transcription factor MYB2-like. Gene Ontology annotation, molecular function: DNA-binding transcription factor activity; sequence-specific DNA binding. The transcript has 3 exons. The coding region runs from base 144 to 986 and encodes 280 amino acids. Gene Ontology annotation, biological process: regulation of DNA-templated transcription. Gene Ontology annotation, cellular component: nucleus. NCBI's taxonomy places the organism in Eukaryota, Viridiplantae, Streptophyta, Magnoliopsida, Poales, Poaceae. The record is from RefSeq and is a predicted model, not a curated record.